Messenger RNA from Seriola dumerili (greater amberjack), 1461 nucleotides. RefSeq names its product thymus, brain and testes associated (gene tbata). The transcript has 9 exons. The coding region runs from base 83 to 1066 and encodes 327 amino acids. The record is from RefSeq and is a predicted model, not a curated record. NCBI's taxonomy places the organism in Eukaryota, Metazoa, Chordata, Actinopteri, Carangiformes, Carangidae.
CAAAGAACUGUCUGUCUGAGGAUCUUGGGCUGUGCAGCGGCUUAAAGGAUUUAAAUAAAACCUCCAGCUUUCAAUCAGAGAUAUGUCGAUAGUUCAAAGUCCGGACUCCUGGGGAGCAACAGGGAAGAGGAGUCAAAGUCAAACUACUCAGGUGCCAUUGACCCCUGAAUUUACCAAGAUGCUGACGAAGAGCAGUCCACGUUUUGGUUCUUUGAGUCAUCACUCAUUCUUCUCCCGGCACAACCCUCAUCCACACAGGGUGAGGCAUAUUCAAGGACUCAAUGGCAGACCCGUUUGCAUGGUGAGAGAUGAUUGGUUUGUCACCUCAUCAUUGUUUCCUCAUCCGCUUCUCAAGAGCCACGGCCUGAGGAAAGCAGCUCACCCAUCUUUUGCUUUUCCGCUUGCUCAGAAUCUCAAUGGAGUCAGUAGUUGCAAAAACAAAUCAGCACUAUUUUCAGAGGCCUGGAGGGAUGAACUUAAAGAAUUUGCUGCAAAAAUCAGUUUGUCUUCUCAAGCACAAAAGGACAAAAAAGAGGACCAACCAGAGGAAGAACUUGUCCGUCGGAAGACCCAAUAUUCAGCUGAAACAGGGAGAAUCAUCCCUCCAUCCUCCACGUCUUACCAGCGCAGAUCCCAUUCCCAGCGCCUCAUUUAUCCUCAGCCCUUCCAUGAUCAAGAACUCAUGGUGUUGGAGCUACUGUGUCAGAUCCUGCAGACUGAUUCCCUGUCUGCAGUCCAACAGUGGCUUCUGCUCGCAGGCCAAAGAGAGAAAGACCUGGUGAUGGGGAUGAUUAAGCAAGCCCUGGAUGGUGUUGACCUCUCUGGCCAUCGUCAGCACAAGUUCCAGCAGCUCCAGGCUUUUCAUCCUGGUGCAUCCCCGUCAGUGCACGGUCCAUCGUUCGACCAGGGGUGGAGGAAACCACGGAGAACGUGCUCAUACAGAAUGAACCGAACUUUCAGUGACGACAAACCAGAACGGAUUGGUGGUGCAGAGGUCCUUGAAGUCCAUGCAGGAGCUCCGGAUCAUCUUCAAGAUCAUCCACUUCAGCACACAGAGAGUGUAUAGAGUUCUCCGAUUUUCAUCACGGUGAUAGCUGUGCUGUGGUUUCGGUAUUAUGAGAAACUGUCGGUUCCCUUGAUUAUUGCUCCCAUGAUAUACCCAUGUCUCAGGUUGUCUAUAGUGUAUUUGCUUCGUAGAUGAUUCUUAGAAAGACAAGCCAAUUUAGUAAGAGGAGUUCACCAGAUUAGUUUUCAUUUGCACUUCAUUAAUACAAUAUACUGUAGAUGUUACAGUGGGAAAUGAUGCUGUGGGUGAUGUUACAUAAUAUGUAUAUCCUACUGAAGGAUCAUGUUUCAUAACUGAGAAAACAAGUGCAGUCUCUUGUUUAAGGAGAAAUAAAAAUUGGAUAUUAUAUUAUAUUGGAUAUAAUAUUUUUUUGUGCAUGCAAAUAUAAAGUUAAA